Molecule: messenger RNA, 2102 nt
Organism: Hyla sarda
Lineage: Eukaryota; Metazoa; Chordata; Amphibia; Anura; Hylidae
Product: lysozyme C-1-like
Exons: 5
Coding region: 960-1496 (178 amino acids)
Molecular function (GO): lysozyme activity
Source: RefSeq, a predicted model, not a curated record
AACUGUUUUAACUGCUUCUGUUAUCAGGUUGUGGGCUUUUUGCUGUUGGUCUAUCUUUUCUUCAAUUUGAGCUGUGCGUAUGCCUAGGUUUUGCAUUUCUUUUUGUAUGUUGUCAAGAGCAUUCUGGAAAGUAGUAGAGAGAGACAUGUGUAGUUCUGAUAGCAUUUGUCGCAUAAUUGCUACAGUAACAGGGAGUGAAGUAUCUGUCGCCUCAGUAGAGGGGGUAUCUUCCCUUAUAUAUGUUGGUGAAAGAUUCUGUAUAUUAGGUAGCUGAGUAGGAGACUGUAUGGGAGAUGGGGUGUUAAACAGCAAACUUCCUUUCACUGUUGCCCUGGCUGCUGGACUAAAAGCAAUUGGUGCAGACAGACAUGCCAAUGAAGGGAUUCCCAGAGCCUUAUUAUAAGUGUUUUGUAAGUUUGGAUAAGUGUUAUUGAGUUUAUUGGCUGCUGUGAGACCUUCUCUUGUCUUGUGCUAAUAUCAUCUCCUUUUUUUAUCAUUAUCACUCUCCUUAGCAAAACAGGGGUCUUGGCUCCCCCCACCUCCCUUACAGUUUUCUGUACCUGUUAACUUGUGGCAUACUCCUAUGUCGCUCCCCUCAUCCCCUGCCUCAACUGCCCCAGUCAGCUUCUUUUUAUUCCCAUCCGGUUAUCUUUGCUCUUUCUGCUCACAGGAUCCUUCUCCAGCGGCGUCUGCGCUUGCAGCGCCCGCUUCCUGCUUCCGGGUCACGUGCGCUCCUCUGGACUCUGCCUCCUGCGUCGUCACAGUGCGUCUGUCUCCGGGGCCGAGGAUGGGAAUCCCCGAUCUGGCCGGAGCACUGUUAGCUCGGGAUCCCUUCCCAGCCUCACGGGUUAGUGCCAUCGGUGAUGCUCCCCGCUGCCGCUGCGCUGUCGUCCCCGCUCCUUCACUCGGAACUCCAGAGCAGCCUCUCCGCCCAGCAGUUCUAACAUCCAAUGUAUUGAAUGGAAAUAUUUUUGGCACACAUUAUAUUCCUGAUAUGGCGUCACCAAAACCAUGAACCCCUGGCUAUAAAUAAAGAAUGUCCCAUCAAUCCCUUCCAUACUCACAACACUAUCGAGAUGAAGGUCCUCAUUGUCCUCGUACUGUCCGCCAUUACCACCGGCGGCUGGGUAAUAGACCGAUGCAGUGUGGUGCGGGCAGUAAGGAGCAGUGGUAUUGCCGGCUAUAAGGGAUACACUGAGGGGGACUAUGUGUGCCUAGUUCGGUAUGCUAGUAACUAUGAGACGUCAUUGAACAGAAGUCCUACUGAGUAUGGCGCAUUCCAGAUCAACAGUUACUUUUGGUGCGAUGACUAUAAAACUCCUGGCCACAGAAAUGCAUGUGGAAUAUCAUGUGCAGCUUUACUGGACACCAACCUGGCUGAUGACCUGAGAUGUGUUAAAAGAAUUGUGCAGGAUCCCAAUGGACUUGAUGCCUGGCAGGCUUGGACACGGAAUUGUAAAGGACGUGACAAUAGUUACUUCACGGUCGGAUGUUAAUCGCCCAUUCAACUUCACAUGCAAAUCAACAGUCUUUAAUAUUUUGCUUAAAGGGGUACUCCACUGGCCAGUGUUCCGAACGCUGUGUGCGCACUGCGGGGGUCGGCCACACUCCCUCGUGAUGUCACAUCACGCCCCCUCAGUGCAAGACUAUGGGAGGGGGCGUGGAGUACUAGUGGAGUACCCCUUUAAAGUAUCAGCUGAUCAUCAAACAUUUUACAAGGUCGAUUUAGAUAUCAUCUACAUCAGUAUUCCCCAAGCACUGUCCUCAAGUACCCUCACACACACAAAAUGAAUAACCAGUCCUGAAAAAAAAUGGUGCUUUUGGAUGAAUUCCUCUAAUAAACAUGGAAACCUUUACUCUCAGAUAAGGUACAGACAUCUUAAAUAGAAAUCUCCCAGCAAUAGUCCCACUUACAAGUGAAAACCAGCACAAUGUCAGAUAAAAUCUAUGAACAGUAUAUCCUGACUAAAAAAAAAAAAAAAAAAAAAAAGAUCAAGUGGCACAUCCACUUAUACUCAUAGAUGACAAGAUUGAGAAACAUGAUCCAGCUAAUACAUUUCAGAUCAGUGAGGUCUUUACUCGUGAUAUAGAAACAAUGGGGG